GGUCACUAAUUUAAUUAUUAUUCAAAACAAUUUGGCACCUCUAGUAUAGUACUAUUGUGCACCUAUGGCUAAUGAACCCGAAAAGGUUGUUCCACCCGCAGAAGCAUCGGUGGCAGAGCCAGAAAAGGCGGCUCCGCCACCGACGACCGGACCCACCGACUACUUUGCGGUGGCGGAUGUGGUGUUGAGGUUGUUAGUAUUUGCUUCAGCAUUAGUUUCUGUGGUGGUCAUGUCAGUUAGUAAGCAAACAGAAAUGGUUCCAACACCAUUUCCACCUUAUCGAGCACCUCUCCCUGCUAAGUUCAAUCAUUCACCAGCACUUAUCUAUUUUGUAGCAGCAUUCUCUGUGGCUGGAUUUUUCAGCAUAAUUACUACACUUGGCUCCUUGUACUCCCUCACUAAGCCUGGUUGUUCUGCAAAGAUCAUUUCCCAUUUCAUUAUCAUUGAUGUUCUUUUGCUAGGGAUAGUAGCAUCAGCAACCGGAGCAGCAGCAUCAGUGGCAUACAUAGGACUAAAAGGCAACACUCAUGUGGGAUGGGGAAAGGUUUGCAACAUGUAUGGCAAAUUCUGCAGAUACCUUGGAGCUUCCAUUGGAGUCUCAUUGUUCUCAACCGUUCUGCUUCUUCUUCUUGUUCUCCUCUCUGUAUACUCUAAGAAGAUCCCAAAGUAAACAAGCUAGCCACAAAAAGUACAAUUCUUGAUGUAUAGCAGAAAACCCCUUGUUAAAUGUCAGCAUGUGAGAGUCUGUUAUUAAGUACUGUUCAAGUUUGUGUUCUUUGUGUAUGUUUGUCUCUUUUCUUGUGUAGCCUUUGUUUAAUUCGACAUUACACCAGUGCUUGUAUAUGAAUUCAAUCAUCUCUACCUGUUUUGGGAUUAACAAAAGUUUCCAAUU
Molecule: messenger RNA, 892 nt
Organism: Nicotiana tabacum (common tobacco)
Lineage: Eukaryota; Viridiplantae; Streptophyta; Magnoliopsida; Solanales; Solanaceae
Product: CASP-like protein 1
Source: RefSeq, a predicted model, not a curated record